Messenger RNA from Microplitis mediator, 1499 nucleotides. It is a transcript of the gene Nemp, whose product is annotated as nuclear envelope integral membrane protein. The record is from RefSeq and is a predicted model, not a curated record. The transcript has 8 exons. NCBI's taxonomy places the organism in Eukaryota, Metazoa, Arthropoda, Insecta, Hymenoptera, Braconidae. Gene Ontology annotation, cellular component: nuclear envelope. The coding region runs from base 45 to 1268 and encodes 407 amino acids.
UAAAUAAUUCGUGUGCUCAAAGGUCACUAAUAAAUUUAACUAAAAUGUUUGACAGCUCAAUGAAAAAUUACAUUAAAUUUAUUACUGUUUAUAUUUUUAUUCAAAUUUUAACCAGGGGUUCAAGUGCCGAUUCCCUCCAUUAUUUAGAACCUGGAGAUUCCAUUGAAAAUUCGGCACCUGGUUUACGGAUUUUCUGUCACAAUGCCAAGUCAAAAUAUUUUAUUCACACGUGGAGGACACUUAUUAUGAAUUUACAUACAGAUCUUGAUACUUACGAUCUGUAUGAUGGAAAAACACCAACAGAAGUUAUGGAAAAACAUGAUAUCAAUCAACGGUCAUGGAAGUUUAAUUGGUUUGGUACAAAAAAAAGUAAAGAGUUACGAAUAAAUCCAUUCGAAGAUACUUGUAUCGGAGUAUUUACUUACCCAUACAAUAAUUAUCGUUACAAAAUGUCUAUGACUUUAAUAAAAAUCGAUUCAUGGAAAGUAUUGAUGACCAUUGGCGGGAUUGUAUUGUUUUGGAGCGCUAAAAAAUUAAGUAGAAAUACAUUAUUUUAUUAUUUAACUGGAGUUACAUUGGGUGUUAUGUUUUCAGUUUUGAUAUUAGUUUGGUUUGUUGGUAAACUACUGGGUCGUGGAAAAAGCAUGUACUUGAUGAUUGGAACCGGCUGGGCAAUGAGUUCAUGGCUUGCUCGAGCUCUCUGGGAAAAUGCUCAAAUUAUUUUACAUCAGUACAAAGAUUAUGUUUUUUGGUACUUUUUAGUAACAUCUUUGAUAAGUUUUCUUGUUUGCUAUAGAAUUGGACCUGUCACUAAUGAUAGGACUAAGAAAAUUAUCCAGUGGUUUUUACAGGCUUCUGGAUUGUUGAUAAUAUACUGCAGUAGUUAUUUCACUGAAGCUUCAUUAUCAUUUUGUGUAUUAAAUUUUGUAAUCUACAAUUUCCCCGUCGCCGUUUAUCACAAAAGUAAAAGCUACUGGAAAAAAAUGUUUCCUGAACGCCGGAAAUUAUUGACGGAGGACGAGUUCCGACUCCAAGCGAUUAGAGAAACUAACAAAGCUUUGGAUGAUUUAAAAGGAUAUUGUUCAAGUCCUGAAUCAAAUCCAUGGAAAACUGUAUUACGAUUGAAAGAUCCAAUCAGGUUUGCUAAAUUUAUGGAAGGCGACUCACAUUUAUCUGAACUCGAGACCUCUGAGCAUGAUUUAGAAAUAACGAGAUUAAUUGAAGAAUGCGAAUACACUGAAGAUGAAUAUGACGAGGAUGAUUAUUAAAUAUUGUAAUUUUCUAUGACAAUGAAAAGAAAAAAAUUCAGUAGAUUUUUUUUUUUUUUUUUUAGAUAAAAUAAUAAAUAGUCCCAUGUAAUUUUUUAUAUAUAUAUUAUAAAAAUUUAUCAUCUCAAUUAAAAUCAUGUUAAAUGUUGUACAUAAUUAUCAUUUCUCAUUAAUCAAUUUAUAAUAAUAUUUAAUUAAUUGUUAAACGAAAAUAAAUAAAAAUAAGUAUUU